AUGAUGGCUUCCGCCAACACUCUCCGAUGCCUCAUUAGGCCUACCAUUCCUCGGGCUCCUCGAAUCCAACCUGUUUUGCUCGCUCCAUUCUCGACCACGAGCUCUGCAUUGGCCGUAUCAGCUCCCCCGCCCAUUAAGAGCCGAAGAGAUCUCCCUCAGAAGGUUAAGAAGUCAUACAAGAAGCGUGCCAAUGUGGCACCUGUCCGAAAACCUCAGCCUGGCGAGCGCAAGGCCUUCCGAAAGCGCAUCCAGCUCAGCAACAACAGCGCACUACCCGUUCAAGGCCUCGAAACCCUGGACGCUACCAACAUGACUGAGGACUCGAGCUCCGGAAAGGUGUUUGCUGUGCCUGAUCAAGUGGUGGAUCAUCUCCGUGCCCUCGACGCUUUUAAGACAACACAGACAUGGAAUUUGUUCCGAAAACCCCAUGUGCUGAUGCGUAAGGAGACGGUGGAGUUGAUGAAGAAGCUCGAGCUGUCGACCAAGGAGAAGAAGGCCCUAAAGUGUGUGUUAACAGGUAGCAAGCUAUCUGGAAAGAGCAUGGCCAUGCUUCAGGCUAUGUCUUACGCUCUUCUCAAUAACUGGGUGGUCUUCCAUAUUCCUGAAGGCCAAGAUCUAACCAACGGUAACACUGAGUACUCUCCUAUUCCCGAUACUGAGCCACCGCAGUUCUCUCAGCCCAUUUACUGCCUCAAGGCGAUACAGAGCCUUUACAGAGCCAACCGUGUCGUUCUUGAGAAACUCAACAUUGAGCAAGACUGGUCCAAAUUCACCAACCUCAAGAAGGGUGCUACCCUUGCCGACUUGGCCCUCAGCGCAAAGGAAGCUGAAUACGCCUGGCCAACCCUCUUGGCCCUCUGGACAGAGCUGACUCUGCCCGGCCGACCCCCUGUGCUUUUUGCCCUCGAUGGUCUUGCCCACAUCAACAAGAUCAGCGACUACCGAGACACUGCCUUCAACCAGGUCCAUGCCCAUGAGUUGACUCUGGUACGUCUCUUCGUCGAUGCUUUAUCCGGCAAGGCUCCCCUACCUAAUGGUGGCGCCGUUAUCGCCGCCACCUCUGAAAACAAUACCCACCACCAUCCAUCACAAGAGCUUGUUCUGUCCCAGCUUGAGGCUGGCCAGGCCGGUCUCGAGAUACCCAAGCCUGACCCUUAUGAGCGCAAGUAUGAUGAACGUGUAUACGAGGCUCUCAAGAACAGCUGGGUUCUCCGUCUGGAAGGUAUUAGCAAGGAUGAGGCCCGCUCUCUGAUGGAGUAUUGGGGCGCCAGUGGACUCUUCCGCCAUGUGCUUAACUCAAGGACCGUCUCUGAAAAGUGGACGGUUGGAGGCCAUGGCAAUGUUGGUGAGAUGGAGCGUGCGUCACUGAUGCAAAUGAGACUGUAA
Messenger RNA from Fusarium coffeatum, 1386 nucleotides. RefSeq lists its product as uncharacterized. Gene Ontology annotation, molecular function: structural constituent of ribosome. The coding region runs from base 1 to 1386 and encodes 461 amino acids. Gene Ontology annotation, cellular component: mitochondrial small ribosomal subunit. The record is from RefSeq and is a predicted model, not a curated record. The transcript has 2 exons. Lineage: Eukaryota; Fungi; Ascomycota; Sordariomycetes; Hypocreales; Nectriaceae.